Molecule: messenger RNA, 805 nt
Organism: Cladocopium goreaui
Lineage: Eukaryota; Dinophyceae; Suessiales; Symbiodiniaceae
Source: the annotation of a GenBank genome assembly
GUUUGAAGCUGCGCAGUCUCAUCACCAUGGGAUCCAUGGGCUGAAUGCCGAAGUCCGAGGCCAAAGAUGCGUCAUCCUCCGCGGAGGCAGGACGUUCUCGCCGCAAAAAAGAGAAAGCCACAGCCAAGCCUCCCAAGCCUCCCAAGCGGCAUCAGUUCUCCUUGGGCGGACGACCCGGACGGCUCGGCGAAGAUAUUGAAAGCUCCACCAGGGAAGGUGUGCGCAAGGCAUGCAGGUCCUUGGAUAGUUUGCUGGAAAGUUUCGAAAGCUUUGUGAAUGAAGCGAGCACCUUGGCCCGAGCCAUUCAAGUGGUCUCCGACAAGAUCAGCUUGCUGACAAGCGCCUCCACCGGAGCCGUCGGCAAGGCCAUGGCGGCGCAUCCUGGAACGCAGGAACGCCUUUUGGCGCAGCUGGUCUCGCGUGUGGAGAACUUCCGUUCCGAGGGCCUGGUUCUACAUGCGAGGUUCGAGCGCCAGCAUCAUGCCCUUUUGGAGCAAAGUUUGAAUUCCCUACGUCUCUGGAAACAUCGUCGUGAGGUGGGUGCGCCGGCGCUUUCAAGUGAUCCGGAUCCAGGUGAUUUACCUCCUAUUGAUCCUUUGGAAGCUGCUGAGCGGCUCAUGCAUGUGCUGGCCAAGAUGAUCAGUGGAGUCUCACAAUGGAAGGAGCACCUCCUUUCGUGCAGAUAUUUGCCAUCCAGCAAGACAAAGUUGCCUGCUGAACCCGAAGCAGUACCAGCCAAGCCAAAUCUGCAGGAGGAGCGACAGCUUUUAUUGAAACUAUGUGCCAAAUCUUUCCAUAAUUAAAA